This is a messenger RNA of Asterias rubens (European starfish), 1430 nucleotides long. RefSeq names its product beta-1 adrenergic receptor-like. Gene Ontology annotation, cellular component: membrane. The coding region runs from base 68 to 1288 and encodes 406 amino acids. Gene Ontology annotation, molecular function: G protein-coupled receptor activity. NCBI's taxonomy places the organism in Eukaryota, Metazoa, Echinodermata, Asteroidea, Forcipulatida, Asteriidae. The record is from RefSeq and is a predicted model, not a curated record. Gene Ontology annotation, biological process: G protein-coupled receptor signaling pathway. The transcript is spliced from 3 exons.
UGCAGACCUGCGAUUUUUCAGCAUCGCUGUCCGGACCGUUUUAGUGGACUCACAUCUGUUGUCAGUCAUGAAUGCCAGCGUGGAGGAGACCCGUUUUUUAGCCGUAGAAGUCGUCCUAGCGUGCACCCUUCUGCCCAUCAUGGUUAUGGCCGUCAUUGGGAAUAUCAUGGUCAUCGUAGCAGUGACGCAAUCGUGGAAACUGCGCAACCACGUGUCAAAUGUGUUCAUCGUUAAUCUGGCUAUUACUGAUUUAGGUUGUGCAGUAUUGGUGAUGCCAUUUUCGUUGGUGUCCGUGUGGUAUAAUGAAUUGGUAUUUUCAUUAUUCUGGUGCAAGUCGGUGUGCUUCUUCAACUACCUGUUCAUCAUCACCUCCAUGUUGACCCUGGCUUUGAUCUCAGUGGACCGCUACAUCUUCGUCGUCUACCCGCUUCGCUACGACAUCAUAGUGACGUUCAGACGCGCAAUUGGCCUGAUUAUUGGAGCAUGGGUAGUCGGGUUUAUCUUCGCAGUUAUCCCGUCUGCCACCGGUUGGGUAUGGUAUGACAACAGCGAGAUAAUCUGCACGAUAGACUGGGAGACGAUGCCAACAGAACCCGUACAAGUCUACACGAUCUGUGCAUUUGUUGUCUGCUUUGGUAUACCGGUCCUAGUGAUGAUGUGCUGCUACUGGGGCAUCUAUAAAGUAGCCAAAAGACACGCUGCACGGAUCACUCCAACACUUUUGGGGUUGAUCGACAGUUCGUCAUCAGAUACUCCCAGUCGCAUACUGAAAGUAAUCAACAACAGACACGUCUCACCACGGCAACUUAACUCAAUUAAGAAACACCAGCCAUCAAGGCACAGCUUAACACCAUCUACGAUAUCCACAUCACCGGAGUCAAGUUCAAGCGCAGAUCGGAGAUUCUCUUCGCAGUCAUCGAGCGGUCGACCGAGCUACUCCAAGGCAAUCAAGCCGAUCCUAAUCAUCAUCAGCAUCUACCUCAUUACCAACUUACCAUUCUCUCUCACGAAACUCAUUAAGGUUAUCUCGGAGGAUAAUUCUGCUGUACCAUUUUAUGUGAACACAGUUGCGUCCUUGAUGGCCUUUGUCAAUCCAUCUUGCAACCCUGUCGUUUACUCCAUUCUUAGGGACGACUUUAAGACCGCCUUCCGGAAGAUUCUCCCGAUCCCUACAAUGUGUCGAAGAUUGUGCGGCAGGAGGAACCAACCACAAGCACCUCCCAAUCCGAGCCUUGUGGCUUCCGGCAGAGCCAGGGCGAUUUCCGGAACAAAUGAACCCACCAUCUAAUGCAGUAAAGAUGACAACUCGUUCAACACUGGACAUGUUGGGAAAUUACUAAAAAUAUAUAUCACCACAAACAUCUGGUAAUGGGCAACAAAGAGCUAUUGAUAGUAUAAGAUGUAGAUGUAGGACAAUUAUUAGCCAUUCC